UGGAUAUUGCGCUCGCGCAUCGCGUCUCCACCACGUAUCUACGUGUUUACAUCUGGUCCGAGAGCAUUUCCUUGUUACAGGAGCCUCCUAUGCUAAUGCUACGUUAAUGCUAAGCUAACAGCCCAUUCCUCUCUCGAGUUGUCUCCUCCAAUCCGCGGCUACGCCUCAUCCUCUGUUCCCGGGUUUAAGUCUCUGACAGACCUACGUUCGUGCCGCCUCUUCGCCCGUUCGCCUCCGGGAUGUCUUUGUCGGAGAAGCCGGCCCCCGGCAGGCUCCUUCUGGACGACACCUCCCCUCUGACAGCGGUGAUCGAAGCCAGUCAGAACCUGCAGUCCCACACGGAGUACAUCAUUCGAGUCCAGAGGGGUGUGUCUGUGGAAAACAGCUGGCAGGUGAUCCGUCGUUACAGUGACUUCGACGUCCUCAACAGUAGUUUACUGGUCUGUGGCGUCAGCCUCCCUCUUCCUCCCAAAAAGCUGAUUGGAAACAUGGACAGAGAAUUCAUUGCAGAGAGGCAGAGGGGACUACAGCUGUAUUUGGACUCUAUUACCCAGCAUCCUCUGCUCUGUAGCUCCCUCAGUGUCAAGAAGUUCCUGGACCCAAACAACUACUCAGCCAACUACACAGAGAUUGCUCUGCAGCAGGUCUCCAUGUUCUUCAGGUCGGAUCCAAAGUGGGAGGUGGUGGAACCUCUGCGUGACAUGGGUUGGAGGAUCAGGAAGAAAUACUUCAUGAUCAAAAACAAAGAGCAGCCGAAAGACAGACACCUGCUGACCUGGGUAGAUCUGGGUCCUGAUAGGUUCCUGUCAGACAGAGACCUUCAGUCAGUGAUGAAGCUGCUGACCAGCCUUUCUAGCCCAUAUCUGUGUCCGUUGUUCUUCUCCAGUGUCAGUGAGUCGUCAGCUCUGCUCAUCCGACCCUUAAGUGAAAAAGGCUCUCUGAGAGACCACAUCUGUAAGGUGAAGCCGAGAGACAUUUACUUGAAGAAGUACUAUAACCCCAAAAAGAGCCAAGGUCUGGACCUGCCACUCAUCAAACUGUACGGGAGACAGAUCCUGGAGGCCCUGAAGCAGCUCCAUGAUGGUGGUUUGUACUUUGGUCAUCUUAAUACAUGCAACGUCAUCAUAGAUGAUGGUGUGUGUCGGCUGACGGACGUGGAGAAUGGCCCUCUGGGAGUUCCCUCAGUACUGAGACCCUUCUUCACACAACUCAGGAAGAUCAACACCACAGAGAGCAUCGACGUCUUCUGUUUCGGACACUUACUCUAUGAGAUGACGUAUGGUCUUCCUCCAGACAGCGUCCCCAUCGACCAGUACACUGAUAUACCCUACACCACAGUGGUGUCAGUGCUGCAGUCCAUUCUGUCCACAGAGGCCUGUAAGAGUGGGAUGCCCACAGUGUCACAGCUCAUACAGACACCGUUGUUCAGUGAUGUUCAGCUGCAGCAUUCAGACAAACACCAGAUCAAGGUCCCCAGUAGAAUAAAGGAAGUGUUGAAAACAGCCAAGGAGAGUUUGGAGAGGAGGCUGCUGGAGGAGCAGCGAGUGCUGCAUCAGCACAGAAGAUUGACCAGAGCCCAGAGCCACCACGGAUCAGAGGAGGAGAGGAAGAGGAGGAAGAUCCUGGCAAGAAAGAAGUCUCGACAGUACGCUUAUGAAAAUGAAGAAGACAUCUCUGUCAGAAACAAUAACAACUCUGGUUCUGGAGCCAGUUCACCUCCAACAUGCCCCUCCUCGCCAACUCCUCCAUCCACCACAGAUGCAGCUGGAUUCAUUGUGCAGCAGUAGCUGAUCCAAAAGAACAAACUGACCGAGACAGGUGUUCUGUGAGUUUGUAUGAGGUGUCUUAAAUAAAAGCAAAUGAAAGAUUAACCUGAGUCAGUGGUUUCACAUAUUCCUACUGAAGACACACUUUAGCCUCAUUUAUUGAUUUAAACCUUCAGAAAACACACUCUGAGGCUUUACUUCCACUUAUUCCCUCAUUCUCAAAGGUGUAUAAAACACACACACACACACCAGCAACACUUUACAACUGAAUAAAAACAAAUCCUGAUUUCACCUUGUAAGAGCAUGUACGGUGGUGUGCACCCGUAUACACCUGUAAUGAAUACAUGAGAUCACAGACGCUUCAACAGUCAUUUUUCUGCUGAAUAAGGGAAAACAGGACAUAUUUGUAAAAGGCCAACCCAGAGUCUCAGCUUACAUUAUAAUGUGUCAGUAUGAACAUUAACAGUAAGCAUUACACUUUCUAAAAUAACAAGUUAUCAUACAAGUAGAUUUCAUAGUUACCACAUCAGUAUUUGUGGGACCACUGCACCACUGCCGACACCUGCCAUGAUUAAAGUCUCAUAAAGUCAGUUGUUUUAAAAAAACAUCUUGGA
This is a messenger RNA of Sphaeramia orbicularis (orbiculate cardinalfish), 2380 nucleotides long. It is a transcript of the gene pxk, whose product is annotated as PX domain containing serine/threonine kinase. Lineage: Eukaryota; Metazoa; Chordata; Actinopteri; Kurtiformes; Apogonidae. Gene Ontology annotation, biological process: negative regulation of monoatomic ion transport; negative regulation of ATP-dependent activity; protein targeting to lysosome. The record is from RefSeq and is a predicted model, not a curated record. Gene Ontology annotation, molecular function: phosphatidylinositol binding; protein kinase activity; ATP binding. Gene Ontology annotation, cellular component: late endosome; plasma membrane; early endosome.